Molecule: messenger RNA, 1451 nt
Organism: Sclerotinia trifoliorum
Lineage: Eukaryota; Fungi; Ascomycota; Leotiomycetes; Helotiales; Sclerotiniaceae
Source: the annotation of a GenBank genome assembly
CUGGGGCACAAUGUUGCCUAACUAGGCUUAGGCCCGGGGCCAUCGACAGCUUACUUCUAUGACAAACCUCUUCUUUUCACAUCCUCAAACCUCUUCCAAUGCGACGGCAAAAUUUCUUUCCUGCUGCGGCACGAUUAUUGCCAAAGCAUUGGCCUGGUUACGGAACUCCAUCACAUACCGCAAAAUGUCCUCCCGCACGCGUAUUUCAACGCAAUUUCAUAUAUCUUGGUUCAACCCCUCCAAAGAAUCCAUUCAGGACGAUCGGAACAGCACCGCCACCUGGGAAGCCCCAAUAUUUCGCCGCAUAUUAUCUCUUCGCUAUUCCUAUUCCGAGGACAGAAGUACUCUUGUGGCUGGAUAGUGCAGAAAAACAAAGGUCGUCCAGAGCGGAAAUAUUAAUAUUUGAAAUUGUUUUCUUAGGAACUAUAGGAACCAUUUUGUAUAAUUUGGAGCAGUUGACAGGUAGAGAAUCAAGUCAGAAACUUUCUUCGAGCCCAUUUGACUCUCCUCGGUUCACAAAGUUUACUAUAGUUUCCGAGGAAAAUGUCUCAUCGACAAGUAAGCUUUUGACGAUCAGACCCAGGAUAACUGUAAAGUCGGAUCCUUAUGCGGGAUAUUGGAAAAAUGGUCUCUGGUCAGUGGAAUUCAAGCAACCAUUGUUGCAAAUUGCACGAUCGUAUACGCCAUUGCCACCUGAUGAAAACAACACGAAGGGAGAUCUUCGUUUUUUUAUUCGAAAAGAACCAAAUGGUGAAAUGUCGAAUUAUCUGUUUGGAUUGCAAGCCAAUUCCGAGGUUGAGCUUCGAGGUCCUCAUGUUGAAUUUGACUUGCCACAGGAUGUGGAAGAGGUGGUUUUGGCGGGCGGAACGGGAAUUGCUCCUGCUAUGCAGGUUGUUCAUACCCUACUGGAAGCGCGGAAAUUGGAUGGCAAACGACCGCGGGUUCGUAUCAUAUGGGCAAACAGGAGAAGGGAAGAAUGCGUCGGGGGCGAGAUGCAUAAACCGGUUUCGGGAUCGGAUACACUCAAAUUAGACGGUACUGGUCUGAUAGUGCAGCAAUUGCAAAGGAUUCAGCAAAAAUAUCCAGAAAACCUUCAAGUGAAUUAUGUUGUGGAUGACGAGGGAACAUUCAUUGAUCAAAGGAUGAUAUCACAAGCUAUACAUCCCAGUUCUGAGAAAAUGUAUGGAUCAGUCACAGCGGAAAGUAACUCAAAGUUACUUUUCGUAUCAGGACCUGAAGGUUUCAUAAACCACUUCGCCGGACCAAAAAAGUGGUGGAAUGGCAGACAAGAACAAGGAGAACUUGGAGGUAUCCUUGGCCGUAUGGGUGUUGGCAAUUGGAAGGUAUUCAAGCUUUGACAGCCAUCUUUCAUCGAGAUGCGAACAAGGUCCUGAUCUGUUUGUUGUACGAUAUGCAUUAAUGCGACCGACAUAUGCUAGUUUAAUCACCGU